UUCGCCACCUGGGGAUUUGUACUGCAUAUCUUUAAGAGUGCAACCGUUUGGCAAUGAAUGUGAGGUCAUGCAGUAUGAGCCACCGGACAACAAAUACUCCUCACAGGCCUGGGAUGAUCAAUGGACAGCAGAUACUACCUAUCAGAGUUCAUGCGGGAACUCCUUGCUCUUCGUCUAAUAGUAGCACCCCAAAUGGAAACCUACCUGCUAACGCACAUUUAAAGACCUCUCCUGGAGGAAAUGCCGCUCCUCAGAGCAAUGCUAUUGAUUGCAAUAUUCACUUCCCUGCUUUAAGUCCCAGGAGACAAAUGGUUACAAAUGGGAAACCUUUAUUCCAAGUCCCCCAAGCUCCAGGGUUGACAGCGCCACAGUUUUUGAAGCCAAAGCCGCAAGAAUUUGGAAAUAGUUUCACUACAAGCACAGUUAAAGGGGAGCUUGCCUAUGGGCCUCGGUGCAAAUCCCUUGGGAAAAGCAGCUGCAACAAUUUAAUAGUCACCAGCAGUCCAAUGAUGGUUCAAAGACUGGGACCUCUAUCGCCUCCGGCACAACAGGUCUCAACAGCAUGCAACCAAAUCAGUCCUAGCUUACAAAGGGCUAUGAAUGCUACAAACCCGAAUAUACCUCCAUCUGAUACAAGAUCCCUUAUGUCACGUGAAUCUUUGGCAUCCACAACGUUGAGUCUGUCAGAAAGUCAAUCGAUACAAAGUGUUAAACAAGAGUGGAUUCAUGGUUACAGGAUUUUUCCUUCUCUUUCUUCCAACCAAGGCUCCCAAAAUGGCAGUGAGCUAGGUAACAUAACAACUGUCGCGUCUGGGAUGUCCAUGUCUAACAACAUUUCUAGCUCACUACCAUCGUACUUGUUUGGCAUGGAAAACAACCAUUCAUCUUACCCUACUCCUCACCAUUCUUCAACCAGGUCUCAUUCAGCCAAAAAAAGGGCCCUCUCCCUGUCCCCUUUGUCUGAUGGCAUUGGAAUUGACUUCAAUACAAUAAUCCGUACAUCCCCCACCUCUCUUGUUGCUUACAUAAAUGGUUCAAGGACAUCACCAUCCAACAUCUCCCCUCAACCUGAAGUCUAUGGGCAUUUCUUGGGAAUAAGGGGAAGCUGCAUUCCUCAAACGUGCUCUAUUCCAAAUCCUCAAAAAAGACUCCUUGUAGCUAAUGGUAACGUUGCUAUCCCAAGUUACAUUGAAAAUGGAAAUGCUGAAUACCAGCGCAUGCAGCAGUUGGAACAAAACAACUUACAGCCAGUGGUCACGAACAACAUGGUGGUUCAACAAGGUAUGUCUCUGCUAGACAACCAAUCUAUGGGCAUAUUAAAGAGUGGAUGUGUGGAUGAUUUUUCUGGGAACACAAAUGACAUGUCCUCUGUUUCUCCUCUGGCUCCCCCUCUUCUUCCUCCACCACAUGGCCCACCACCACCAUACCAUGCACAUCAGCAUGAUCUCAUAAAUCACUCCCGCCAGCUUUCCUUACCACCAUCUGUCCAAGGCCCUCUCUUAGAUGAGGAUGGUGAACUGGAUGAUUUUAAUGGCAAGCUCAGCUGUCGGUGGAUAGACUGCAGUGCUAUCUAUGACCAGCAAGAGGAACUUGUGCGGCAUAUAGAAAAAAUGCACAUAGACCAGAGGAAAGGAGAGGAUUUCACUUGUUUCUGGGCUGGAUGCCCUCGAAGAUACAAGCCAUUUAAUGCCCGUUACAAACUGCUGAUUCAUAUGAGGGUGCAUUCAGGGGAGAAACCAAACAAAUGUACGUUCGAAGGCUGCCAGAAGGCCUUUUCUAGACUAGAAAAUCUCAAGAUUCACUUAAGGAGCCACACUGGAGAAAAGCCUUACCUUUGCCAGCAUCCAGGCUGUCAAAAAGCAUUCAGUAAUUCCAGCGACCGAGCCAAGCACCAGAGGACGCACCUGGACACUAAACCAUAUGCUUGCCAGAUCCCAGGAUGCUCCAAACGAUACACAGAUCCAAGUUCUCUAAGAAAACAUGUAAAGGCCCAUUCCUCCAAAGAUCAGCAGGCAAGGAAAAAGUUGCGUUCCAGUACAGAGCUUGACCAAGACAUUCUCAAUGACUGUCUCACUAUCCAACCUCUCCAGCCACCUGCAUCUCCACAUGAUGCUACGGACAGCACUGUCAGACGAUCGCCAGGACCUGUGCAUGACAUUUACACAGCCGCACUGUUCUCAAGUACUCAAUCAAGUCGAAGUGGAACCGCCGGAGGCACUGGGCCCCCACCACACUCUGUGAGCCACGCUUCACCAGGGCACAAUGUGCAUGGCAGCCCACAUCACCCACCAACCCAAGUGCCCUCUCUCACAACGAGGGAUUCAGGAACCGAGAGAUUUUCAGCGUCUGCUUCUUUUUCUCCUCACCAUAUAAGUCCUAGGAUAAUUCCUCCCCCGCCUGCUUUGAUGCAGAAGAGGACACCACAUCCUUCCAAUAUCCAGCAACUUGGAGGAACCCAUUUGAAAUCAUAUGAGCCAUUAACAGCCCCCUCUUUUCAGCCGAAUAGCAUCCAAAUUCAAGGUGUUUAUGGGCAACUGCAAACUUUCUGUUCCCCACAUUAUUCUGAUAAUCAGAGGAAUACACAACACAUUGGAACUUGUAAUAUGGUCCCUCCUUUUGAAGACUGUCUUGUACCCACAUCUAUGGGUCAGGCAGGUUUUGAUGUUUUUCACAGAGCAUUUUCUGCUCACUCUGGUAUUACAGUUUAUGAUCUUCCAUCAGGCUCCACAGGCAUCUUUGGUGAUUCAUUGCGCAACGGGACUGAGGACUCAAGUUUCCUUCAGAUAAAUGCCGUUGACCGUUGCCCGAGUCAACUUUCAUCAGUUUAUACUGAAGGCUGAGGAAGAACAAACUACAAUCCUGCAUCUAGUUCCGAUCAGAAUCACUCUAUAGAUGAUUCCUGUCUGUCAGGACAAGUGCUAAAGGUAUUGCUCAAGAAACAAACACCACCAGGAAGCACUCAACUUCACAAAUGCAGCUAAUAUGGUGGGUUGAGGGAAGACGCUGGUUAAAACGUACUUGCCAAAGUGUGAGCAAUUGCUUUGUUUAAUUCAGCUUUUUCUGUGGCAAAACCACUUCUCAAAGGGAAUGAUUAAGGAAACUACUGCUUGAUGCAUUUUAAAAUGAAUUGUUGGGAUUUUCAGAACAGUUUUUGAAAAUCU
Molecule: messenger RNA, 3161 nt
Organism: Elgaria multicarinata webbii
Lineage: Eukaryota; Metazoa; Chordata; Lepidosauria; Squamata; Anguidae
Gene: GLIS3
Product: GLIS family zinc finger 3
Exons: 10
Coding region: 54-2840 (928 amino acids)
Biological process (GO): regulation of transcription by RNA polymerase II
Cellular component (GO): nucleus
Molecular function (GO): RNA polymerase II cis-regulatory region sequence-specific DNA binding; DNA-binding transcription factor activity, RNA polymerase II-specific
Source: RefSeq, a predicted model, not a curated record